This is a messenger RNA of Malaya genurostris, 1873 nucleotides long. RefSeq names its product dehydrogenase/reductase SDR family member 7-like. The transcript is spliced from 6 exons. The record is from RefSeq and is a predicted model, not a curated record. NCBI's taxonomy places the organism in Eukaryota, Metazoa, Arthropoda, Insecta, Diptera, Culicidae. The coding region runs from base 437 to 1405 and encodes 322 amino acids. Gene Ontology annotation, molecular function: oxidoreductase activity.
CAUUAGCCGUGAUAUCUCGCAGUUUGGGAGGAUUCUCUCCAACUCUCUGUGUUUUUCUUCAAAGAUCAAAACUCUGUACUGUGGUUAUAUAGCCGGAUGAUUGGUUGAUUGAUGUCUUGUUGGUUGCAUUUCCGAAGAAAGUGACACAGGAGGUACAAGUAAAUAAGUGUCACUAUAGAGACAGCUGCGAGGUGUGUACGACGCGCAUACGUAUGACUAUUCCAGACUGCGCAUAGGUGUUUGUAUACGCAUCAGUCAGCAGUGCUGCAUUUCGCUGUUGAUAGUAUUGUUUCGUUUUGGGUCAGUGGAAACGACGAUUUGUCGUCGUAGUAAUCAACGCAGUAACUUUGCCGUCUGCCGUUUCUGGAAUUUUGUGAAGUGAUUACUGUUGCAGGGGCGUAUGCCUCCGCUACCGAGCUAUUGAACAGCCGCAAUUAUGGCCUUUAUCUUAAAUUUUGUUGCCUUCUGCACGAUUAUCUAUUAUUUAGUACAAAUAGUUUUAUGGCUGAUACUGGAUGCGGACAUUGAACUUUUUCUCCUAUCCAAAUUAGGAAAACCCAUUGCUUCAUUAAAAGGAAAGGUUGUAUGGAUUACGGGUGCUUCAAGUGGCAUAGGUCGAGAUUUGGCAAUCGCCCUAGCUAAGAAUGGUGUUCGACUGUGCUUAUCAGCUCGCAAUAUAUCCGAGUUAUUAAGGGUCAAACAAGAUUGUAUAGCGCAAUCAAAUGGAACCCUCGGACCGAAUGACGUUUACGUAUUACAGAUGGAUAUGCUGGAUAUCAAUCAUCACAACGAUUACUUCAACAUGGUGAUAGAUCACUUCAAAUCGGUCGAUAUUCUAGUCAACAAUGCAGGUCGAUCACAACGAGCCGAGUGGAACAAUAUCAGCGUUAAGGUCGAUCGGGAAUUGUUCGAAUUGGACGUUUUCGCAGUGAUUCAUCUGUCACGUAUUGCUUUGAACUUUUUUCUGCGCAACUCGAUUAAGGGUCACCUGGCAGUCACAAGCAGCACAGCCGGUUUGAUAGGAGCACCCAAUUCCGCCAGCUACACUGGCGCUAAACAUGCGCUGCACGGCUACUUCGAAACACUUCGAAACGAGCCGUUCGAUGUGAAUAUUACGAUUUUCUGUCCGGGGCCCACCGCUACCAACUUUCUGCAGGAAUGCUUCACGGAUACACCAGGACAGAAACACAACCAAGCUGUACGUGCAGAAGACAAACGUAUGACCAGUGAACGGUGUGGCUAUCUGUAUGCAAUUGCUUUGGCCAACAAAACUCAGCUUAGCUGGGUCGGCAAUUUUCCUAUUAAUCCGAUACUCUACAUUGGCUGUUACUAUCCAAAUAUCAAGAAAUUGUUAUUGAAAAUUAUCGGCAUGCGACGCCUGCGACAGGUGCGAGAUAGUAGAUAGAAACAAAACCCAUUGCUUCUUACUUCGCAGUUUAUUGCAAAGUUUAACCUUAAGCCAGCUUCGACUCUACUUACACAGCGCUUAUAUGCUAAUUGGCAGCACAAGCACAUCGUUCGAAAUGCAUUUUCAUAAAACAGGUUGUAAGUUGCAUUGUACCACGAAAGCACUUGUAGUUUUGUAAAGUUUAGAAAUUGUUGUUAAUUCAUAAUAAAUAGUUAAUUUACAAGCUUUGUUUCAGAGUAACUAAUGGAAAUAAGUUGCUAGCAAAAUAAAAUUUCCUUUCGAAAGGAAAUGCCAUAAUAUGAAAACACAAAAUUGCAUUUUUAUACUUUUCUACAUAUAUUCAAAAAAAUUCAUAACAAUUCACUGAUGCACCUGGAAAACCACACAGUAUAAAUGAAGUAUUUUGAAAAAAACCGUUGUCAACCACAAGUUAUCCGUUGAAUAAAGUAAUCGAUGCUAUCGGAA